AGGGUUUUCAUCUAUUGGGGUUCAUGGUCUUAUUUCGUUGCCAUACUACAUGAUUGAGACAUCGUUGACACUAUCGCUCUGUUGGAGAUAACACAAAGAAGAUCGCUGAAAAUUCGCCAGAAGUUUUUUUCGCUGUGGGAAGGAGGAGGAAGCAAUUGGUUAAGUUUAGUGCGGCAUGAGCCUUGGUCGAAAGCCUCCCUUUGCUCUCUGGGUGGGAAACGUUGACCCCGAGAGAGUGGAUGCAAAGGAUCUGUGGGAAGCGUUUGCAAGGUAUGGAGACAUGUGCAAACCAAGAGAGCAUGGAGCCCGUGCUGUUGAGCUCCUGGUAGAAAACAAGGCUGCCAUUGUGAAUUUUGCAAGUUACGAUCACGCUUGCGCUGCUCUGAGAGGGCUGCAAGGAGCCCUGAUAGGCAAGAUCACUCGGCCGGGAUUAUCAAUAUCAUGGCACAAGAGGCAGCAGGAUGAGCCGCCACAGAAGCAAGUGAUCCUGACUGCAGAGAAGGGGCAGCGGGAGCGACCUCCGUUUUUUGGGCUGUGGGUUGGCAACGUACAUGCGACUCUGGUGCAGGAAGAAGAGUUUCGGAACGCGUUCGAGAAGUUCGGGGAGCUUUGUAAUCCGCAGAUCCACGGGGUCCCAUCCGUCAACAUCCUGCCCGAAUCCUCCAGCGCGUUUGUCAAUUUUUCGAGGUACGAGGAUGCGAGUGCGGCAAAGAAGGGCCUGCAAGGGAAACUAGUAGGAGGAGCAGGGCCCUUGCGGAUCAACGCCUCGGAUCUGAUGCAGGAGUAUGAGCAGCAGCAGCAGCAGCAGGAGCUGCCCCAGCAUUCGCUCGCAGAGAAGCUGGCAGGUCGCUUCGGAGCCGAUGCCCAACUCCUGUCAGCCCGCUUGGGGAUCUUCACAGGAGACCCUGCGGCGCUAGCGUGCUUCGGGGAUCUGUGCGGGGAGGAGGGUCCGAUCUACGAGCUUCUGGGAGGGGAGAUUUAUUUGUACGAUGCAGGAGAUGUUAUAACGUUCUUCCAAACUCGACCAGGCAGUACGGGGCUGGUGGAGUGACGUUGAUGUGUUUCGGGUCUGUAAGUAGAAUCUCAUGUAAUCAAGCUUUAUUUCAGUGAAGGUCCACGUCCUUUC
This is a messenger RNA of Guillardia theta CCMP2712, 1126 nucleotides long. RefSeq lists its product as hypothetical. Gene Ontology annotation, molecular function: RNA binding. The coding region runs from base 176 to 1051 and encodes 291 amino acids. The transcript has a single exon. The record is from RefSeq and is a predicted model, not a curated record. NCBI's taxonomy places the organism in Eukaryota, Cryptophyceae, Pyrenomonadales, Geminigeraceae.